This is a messenger RNA of Dipodomys ordii (Ord's kangaroo rat), 903 nucleotides long. It is a transcript of the gene Gjd2, whose product is annotated as gap junction protein, delta 2, 36kDa. The transcript has a single exon. The record is from RefSeq and is a predicted model, not a curated record. Bases 1 to 903 code for a protein of 300 amino acids. Gene Ontology annotation, biological process: cell communication. Gene Ontology annotation, cellular component: connexin complex. NCBI's taxonomy places the organism in Eukaryota, Metazoa, Chordata, Mammalia, Rodentia, Heteromyidae.
AUGCGCAGGAUCCUGCUGACCGUGGUGGUGAUCUUCCGGAUCCUCAUCGUGGCCAUCGUGGGGGAGACGGUGUAUGAUGACGAGCAGACCAUGUUCGUGUGCAACACCCUGCAGCCGGGCUGCAACCAGGCCUGCUACGAUCGCGCCUUCCCCAUCUCUCACAUCCGCUACUGGGUGUUCCAGAUCAUCAUGGUGUGCACGCCCAGCCUCUGCUUCAUCACCUACUCCGUGCACCAGUCGGCCAAGCAGCGUGAGCGCCGAUACUCCACCGUCUUCCUGGCCUUGGACAGGGACCCGCCGGAGGCUAUGGGGGGCCCAGGGGGCACAGGCCCCGGGGGCGGCGGGGCUGGCAAGCGGGAAGACAAGAAGCUACAGAACGCCAUCGUCAACGGGGUGCUGCAGAACACAGAGCCGGUGGGCAAGGAGGGAGAGCCCGACUGCCUGGAGGUGAAGGAGCUGAGCCCGCACCCGUCCGGGCUGCGCACGGCCGCACGCUCCAAGCUGCGGCGCCAGGAGGGCAUCUCCCGCUUCUACAUCAUCCAGGUGGUGUUCCGCAACGCGCUGGAGAUCGGCUUCCUGGUGGGCCAGUACUUCCUGUACGGCUUCAGCGUGCCCGGCCUGUACGAGUGCAGCCGCUACCCCUGCAUCAAGGAGGUGGAGUGCUAUGUGUCGCGCCCCACCGAGAAGACCGUCUUCCUGGUCUUCAUGUUCGCCGUCAGCGGCAUCUGCGUCGUGCUCAACCUGGCCGAACUCAACCACCUGGGCUGGCGCAAGAUCAAGCUGGCCGUGCGCGGCGCCCAGGCCAAGAGAAAGUCAGUCUACGAGAUCCGCAACAAGGACCUGCCCCGGGUCAGCGUCCCCAACUUCGGCAGGACUCAGUCCAGUGACUCGGCCUACGUGUAG